AUGCAAGAAAAGCCGACCACAGUUGCCGCCUACGCGGCCGGCGCCUCCCUCGCAGCCGUUGCCCUAUUUUACGUGUUCGGUCCCAACUACACACUUGACGGUGACGAGUCCAACGAUGACAACCGCAAGAAGAGCAUAGUCGGCUUGUCCAACCUAGCCAAUGACUGCUUCAUCAAUUCGGUGCUCCAGGCUCUGGCUGGCCUGGGCGAUCUCCGUGUAUAUCUGAACCGGGAGCUGCACCGGCGUGAGCUGGACGGGCCGGAGAUUUACAACGCGGUGCCGAGCGAGGAUGAGCUGUCCCGCGGAGCGAAGCAGGACAAGGCGCGGGAAUUACAGCAGGGAUUGAUUACACAGGCAUUGAAGGAAAUGUUGGAUAGAUUGAACGAGCGUCCAAUCUAUAAGAAGACCAUUUCGGCACGGGGAUUCAUCCAGUCGUUGGAAUUCGCGUUCCGUACGCGCAUCAGCCGAAAUCAGCAAGAUGCGCAGGAAUUUUUACAGAUUAUCUUGGAGCGACUCUGUGAUGAAUAUCAUGCUGGUGUGCGCGCAAGGAAGAAUGCUCUCGGUCUGGUUGGUGCGCCUGCUGGUCUGAGCGCGCCGCCAGAGUCUGAAAUCGCUGUCCCCGAUAGUCCGUCCGGGGUAGAGGUGCGGAUUGAUGAUGGAUCACCGAAUGGCUUACCGGCUAUCAUUGAUACCAAACUCAAGGAGAUUGAUAACGAACCUGGAUUUAUGUUUGAGGGUAAGCUGGAGUCGCAGAUCGAGUGCCAGUUCUGCCACUACCAGUAUAAACCGAACCAGACGUCAUUCGUCAAUCUCACGCUGCAAGUGCCGCAAAAAAGCUCUACCACACUCAACGCAUGCUUCGAUGGUCUUCUUAAAACCGAGUAUAUUGAAGAUUUCCGUUGCGAUCAUUGCCGUCUUCAGCAUGCGAUAGGACUGAAGACCCAGGAGAAGGCUCGGACGCAUUCCCAGAGUGAGCAAGAGCGCCUGGGUGAAGAGAUCGCCCGCAUCCAAGAGGCAUUGGAGAAGGACCCAGAAAGUGAACUCGAGGGCAUUGAGCUGCCGCCUUCUGAUCUUGCCCCGAAGCGUCGGAUUGCACGGCACAUGCGCAUCACGGCAUUUCCCAAGGUCAUCGCCAUUCACUUGUCGCGAUCAAUCUUCGACCGAAGUAGCUCCAGCAAGAAUGCCGCCAAGGUCUCAUUUCCCGAACGACUCCCCCUGGGCGGUAUCUUGAGCCAGACGUGGUAUAAACUCCUGGCGAUUGUUUGUCACAAAGGCAGCCAUCACAGCGGUCACUACGAGUCCUUCCGUCGUAAUCAUAUCUACGCCCCAUUCUCCACCCCUGGGACAUUCAGCUCGUAUGCACAGAGUCGUGCCGUCAGUGAGAAUCCUUCCGAAGCCCCGAGUCCUCGCCUGGGACCCCUCAGCCCGGACAACGUAGGUGGCAGUGACAUCUCCCCUGCAGCCUCCUCCACCUCUCUAUCGGGAGUCCAGCUCUCCCCCUCAUUACCCCGCCAUACUACGUCCAGCUCUCGUCGCUCGUUACAAAGUAACCUUUCCCGAUCCUCAACUCCCCAACCGAUCAGCUCAGAUAGCAGUCCGACGUUAAGUCUCGGGCGGGCAAGCAUUUCAUCCGCCCCACGAUCAUCUCGGACCAUCCCGCGAUCCUCUGUGGAAACCCCCCCGGGGAUUGGAUCGCGCCUUCGUCGAAAGCGCAAGCCAAAUGAUCGCUGGUGGCGGAUCUCAGAUGAAAAGAUUAAGGAAUGCAAGACCUCGGAUGUGCUGGGCAUGCAGAAGGAGGUAUACCUGCUAUUCUACGAGAUUGAGCGGCCCGAUUCCAGUCCCGUUGCAUAG
Messenger RNA from Penicillium odoratum, 1851 nucleotides. RefSeq names its product putative ubiquitin C-terminal hydrolase. Lineage: Eukaryota; Fungi; Ascomycota; Eurotiomycetes; Eurotiales; Aspergillaceae. Gene Ontology annotation, molecular function: cysteine-type deubiquitinase activity; cysteine-type endopeptidase activity. The transcript has a single exon. Gene Ontology annotation, biological process: protein deubiquitination. The record is from RefSeq and is a predicted model, not a curated record. Gene Ontology annotation, cellular component: cytosol; nucleus. The coding region runs from base 1 to 1851 and encodes 616 amino acids.